CUAAUUGCAAACUGUUGACUGUUAUGAUAUAACCCAUGAUAACAAUUGACUUGAUUCACAGUUACAUAUAUUCAGGCAUUUCUUUCUGUUUCCUUCUGACUGUUGAGCGCUGAUGCAUAUUUGUCUGCGCACGCUUCUAAGGAGUGCGCCUUAUCGUUGCACCAAUCAGCGCUUCUGGUUUCGAGUUAGCACAUCUACUCCGCCAGCGGUAAAAAAUGACGAUGCCACACAGACACUGUGCACGAAACAGCGUCACUGAGUCUAAGUGUGUGUGUGUGUGUGUGUGUGUGUGCUUUCCGUUUCAGCCCACUGCCCUGUUGUCUCAUGUAGUGACAUUGCACCAUGUGAGUUUGAGUGCUUUUGUAAAGCAUCAGCUGGGUUGCACAAGGGGAUGACUGACCACAUACACAGAAGGAGAAGUUUUAUAAGCUGGUGCUUUUUUGACAUCCUGCCUCUGAGGCACUGCAGCAGCAUUGUUGCUUUCCCGCUGUGUUUAACCAGUGUCUCUCCACAGCAGAUGAACAUGGAUGUGGAGCUCGACGGAUUAUUUCGCCAUAAUGAAACCUAUGACUACGGGAACUAUGAUUAUAAAGAGGACUUUGAGUCAAGGGGCAGUAAAGCAGUGUUGAUCCCGCUUCUGUACUCCGUGGAGUUGGUUGUAGGUCUGCUGGGGAAUGGACUACUCCUGGCCGUCCUGGCACAGAAGAGGCGAUUGUGGAGUAUGUCAGACACCUUUAUCCUCCACCUGAGUGUCGCAGACAUCCUGCUGCUGGUGACGCUGCCCUUCUGGGCUGCACAGGCCGCUCAACGUUGUGGAUGGUGCUUCAGCGGUUUUCUCUGCAAGAGCAGUGGAGCUGUUUUUAAUAUCAACUUCUACUGUGGGAUCCUUCUGCUCUUUUGCAUCAUUCUGGAUCGCUACCUGUCCAUCGUUCACGCCACCCAGCUGUACUCCCAGAAGAGACCGUGGCUCGCUCACAUCAGCUGCCUGUUGGUCUGGCUCAUCUCCCUGAUCCUCACCAUCCCUGACUGGUUUUUCAUGGUGGCCAGGAAAGACCCAGCGCAAGACGAAACAUCGUGUGUUCACAAAUACUCUCAGUCAGAAACUGACUGGAAGCUGGUGUCACGCGUGAUCCACCACACACUGGGCUUUCUGCUGCCUGCAAUCGCCCUGAUCAUCUGCUGCUCCCGUAUCCUGCAUCGGCUGCUGGGCAGCUCUACAGGCCUCCAGAAGCAGAGGUCCGUCGUGGUCUUCCUGCCCCUCGUAGGGCUCUUCUUCCUCUGUUGGAUGCCAUACAACAUCACACUCAUCGUGGACACCUUCAGAGGCAACUCUACGGAACCUGAAGGUUCCCUGAAAACAGCCCUGACGGUCACAUCUGCUCUGGGCUGUGUUCAUGCCUGCCUCAGGCCUCUGCUCUAUCUUGGCCUGUGUGGAAACUUCAGAAAACGUACUCUGUCCAUGCUGAGUUGUACUGCAGGUGAAACUGACAGCUCGCUGUGGGAGUUGGGUGUUGGCGAGGAAGUCCUGUCUGACCAGGGUCCUGAGAGGGAAGAGCUGAAGCAGAUGACAAAUGUUGAUCAUCAGGUGCAGCCAGCUCAGUGCUGACAAAACCUGACCAGCUCCAUAACCUGAGGGAGUUUAGUGUGAAGUCAUGUCAUGGGUCAAGGAGUAGUUGACUAUUUUCUGUCUAUAUUAAAGCAUGACUCCCUCAUGUGAAGGUUUCAGAGCCAUGCCACUGGUGACAUACACUAUUUUGUAAUCACUGUUGCACAACUUUAGCUUGUCAUGCUAAAAAAAUCAUGAGUUUUUUUUUUUAAUUGUAGAUAUCUGUAUUUUUUAUUGUGUGAUAUUAUUAUUAUUACAGUUUUUUAUUAUUCUAUAUGUAGCAAAAAUACUGUUGUGUGAGUGAACAGUUUUUCAUCAUCAUAAAGCUAAUGCCAUAAUGUUUGAAAGUGGAAGAAACACACACUGUUAUCCUUGUCAGUGUUAUUAUGGUCUUCCAUUAAACAGUCCGACAGAGUUUAUGACUUUAUGGCUGACAACAUAUCACGAACCGUUUAACUUCUCAUUUUGCAUGUUAUCUUCAGGCAGUAAAAACUGUGAAUUCCACAAUUGCGCAGUGAGCAGGCGGAUGUCUUGAGUGUUAUGGCAGUGACUUGAGGGAAUUUCCCUGCGGUGAAUCCCACAGCCUUGUUUCUUUGUGACUUCAUUGUUGCGACAUGGAUGUGUGUACUAUAGGACACUGGAUAACAAAGACAGGUGGUGAUGUCAUCAGUCAGGUGACAGAGGGUGAGACAGAGAAGGAGGAAGAGAGGGAAAAAAAAGCUUGAAGGGUGCUGAGGCCUUUUCAUUGCGCAUUUAAAGACUUGUCUGUUUGGUGAAGAGAAAACAGUGGCAUGCUUUGUAAGAGCAGUUGACUGGGGAAAAAAAAGUGUAGGUAGCAACUGGAGGAAAGAAGAGGAGAUACAGUCUUAUUUGAAAGAAGCACCAAGUCUUUGGUUUCACCUCCAAGCUGCUGUGCAGGUUAUGGCCUGCCAGGAACACGGGAUUUCUGAGCUAAAGGCAAGAGCUAACACAUGCAAAUGUGACUUUCCGCUUCAAGUAGAAUGGUGUUGAAGUUCAUCGAGAGACAGUCUAAUCUGAGAAAUGCUGGUUGACUCCAACAGCAGCAGCACAUCAAGUUUAUAGCAUUGCUGGUUAUAAUUAGGUUUGAGUGUUGCAUGAAAUUGAACUGUUAUUUCCUGUGUCAGAGCUUAUCCGCUUACUAAAAUAGAGUCCAUUUGAUAAUCGGUAUUUUUCUUUAGUAAGCAAGAAACCUGCUAUCAGUGCAACUACAAACUUUGUUUCUGUCAAGAUACAUCGAUUCCCCUAAAAAUCAAGGCUGAAAAACAUUGUGUGUCGUCACUCCAUGAUUAAAAAAGAAACCAGCGCAUGUUGACCUCAAACCACACAAAGCUUGGCGUGUUUGAAUGGGCUCCGAGCCAAGCUCUUCACUGUGAGAGUUUAUGAACAUGUCGCUGGUUUUGCUCUCUGCUGCAGUGACCAAACCAGCUGAGCUGCUGCUUCUGGAGGGAACUCUUUAUCAUGUAGAUACACAAGUGAUAAUCUCUUUUUACACCGGCACCACCCUGUUAAGUCAAAUUUACCUCUCGUGUAAACUGUGUUAGCGGUUAAUCGUCAGCAAGUCACAGCUUUUUUUUCCUGUGCGUCUGCUCACCUUCCGUCACUUUUCUGAAUAGAUGAGGAUGUGCGACUUUAUCAUUUUGUUUCGAUUUCCUGUCAAAAAGAUGUGAGAUAUUUCCACUGAAACCGCUACAUGUGGGUUUGCAGUUCUUGUGCGUAAUCACCAUAUCCUAACUAUAUGUAGAAUAUUCUAGAGUGUGCCAUACAUGUAAGCUUAAUAUAUAUCAAAAUGUCUCACAUGCAUAAUACAUACAGAAAGAAAAGAGAAAAUGAAUAAUUGUUGCACAAUCUAACUGUCUGUCUUAAAAUUAAAUUCUAAAAUAAAAUUCAAACUUGUCUAUCUGCAAUCUGAGCUGUGACAUAUAUUACAGUGCACACAGUAUACUUUUAUAAUUACAAUACAACUUGUACAAAUAAAGAUCACAAUUCAAAAAACCUGAAGGAAAAACUUAAAAAACUAAAGACGAACUGUACAGUUCAUCAGAUUUUUUUAAGUAAAGCACAUAAUUUAAAGAAACAUAUAAUACAAAGGAGAUAAACCCCAGCAUGGCAUCUUGGCUGGCUCCUCUCCUACAGUGUAAGCUGCUUUGCACGUCAUUUAAAAUUUGGUUUUUGAGAUGGUGUAGAUGCAAUAAGCAGAGCAAAGGCACAGGAAACAGUAAAGACCUCAUGUCAAUGUAUAAUAUCUCUCUGCUCACUGGAACAAUUGUCUGCACUACCAGGCAUGUUGUUUCGCCUAAAAGCAAUAACAUGUUAAGAUUUAGUGUAAAAAAUGUCCUUUUGGCCAUGCUGCUGUACUGUAAUGUUGAAAACAUGAUGGUUUGUGGUUCAGAAAAUCACGUUUUAUUCUGUAUUUGAACAUUCCAUAUACAAAAAACAUAAUGCAAUAUACAAUAGAAUUGUGAUAAAAAAAUAUAUGUCAUUUAAAAGUUUGAAUGUGAGAUAUACUAAAAAUACUCACUGUUAAUGUUACAGUGUUGCUUUGCAGUCAGAAAAGGGAAUUGUUAUAUUUCUGCUAUACAAGAAAAAUAGAUCUGCUGCCUACAAGUACAGGUGUGUGACCUCAAGUGCCAGCGGGAGAUACAAAGUGCAGGGAACAGAGAGAGACACCAUGGAAAUUUUUUUCACAGGGAUGAAAAGAAAGGUGGAGAGAGACGGAGAUAAUGAGAGACACGAAUGUCACCAUAAAGCAAAGACGAGGCGAUAUGACAAAGCGUAUUUAGCGCUUGGCUUCACUGUGACGACGGUGGGAGACGAGAAAAGGCCGGUGUGUCUUUUGUGUCUAAAAACGUUGGCCGCGGACAGCAUGAAGCCAAAUAAAUUAAGGCAUCACUUAAAGACGUUACACCCUAAUCAUGGUGAUAAACCUCUUGAGUUUUUUCAGAGAAAACGUGCCGAAUAUUACCAGCAGUCAUCCCGGUUUGUGAAUGCUACUUCAGUAAACCAGCGAGCGCUGUUAGCAUCAUAUAAAGUGGCGUACCAAAUUGCUCAGUGCAAGAAACCCCACACCAUAGCGAGGAGCUGGUACUGCCUGCAGCAUUGGACAUGGUCUCUGUCAUGCUGGAUGAUGCAAGUGCUGCAAAAAUAAAAACUAUCCCUCUGUCCAAUGAUACUAUCGCCAGACGUAUAAAUGACAUUGCUAACGAUCUUCAAGAACAGCCGGUAGAUAAACUCAAAGACAAAUGUUUUGCAUUUCAAUUCGAUGAAGCAACUGACAGCAACGAAGACUGUUUGUUUAUUGCUUAUGUACGUUUUGACAUGACAAACUCCCUGUGUGAGGAUCUACUUUUUUGUAAAUAUGUCAGACAGAGCCACAGCUGAAGAGCUAUUCAAAAUGCUGGACAGCUUCCUGACUGAGAAUGGGCUGAAGUGGGAGAACUGCAUUGGUGUUUGCAGUGAUGGUGCACAGACCAUGGCAGGGGUGAGAAAAGGACUUCAGGCACUCAUCAAAAAGGUCUCACCUAAUGCUGAGUGGACACACUGUGUUAUACACAGAGAAGCACCGGCCUCAUGGCACCUUACCUCUGAAUGAAAUAAGGUUUUGACUGAAAUUAUAGGUGUGGUUAAUUUUAUAAAGACCAGGCCACUAAAAACAAGAGUCUUCUCUGCUAUCUGUGAGGAGAUGGGAGCUCAGUGAAGCAAGGUGGAUGUCAUGAGGAAAAGUCUUGUCCCGAGUUUUUGAGCUCAGAGAGCAGAUAAGAAUGUUUAUGGAGCAUGAGCACAAGUAUGAAGUGGCAGAAAAAUUUAGUGAUGAGAACUUCCUGGCGAAACUGGCCUACCUGAGUGACAUAUUCGGAAAGCUAAAUGAACGAAAUCUACAGCUUCAAGGGAAAGAUAAACACCUCCCUCAGGUCACAGACAAAAUCAGCUCUUUCACCCGAAAGCUUGCAAUGUGGGGCAGGCGACUUGAUGAAGGAAGUACUGAUUCAUUUGAGAACCUGCAUGAAUAUGUUGACACUACUGACUAUGAUGCCACCUCAGUGAUUCCAUAUAUCAAGCAGCAUAUUUCAUCAUUGAUGGGAUUCUUUAAAAAGUACUUCCCUGAAAACAGUUUCCAGUAUGACUGGGUGAGAGAUCCUUUCAAUGCACCAGCUCCAACUGGUUUCAGCUCUGCAGAGGAGUUCAUUGACAUGUCGUCUGACUCCAUAUUGAGACUGUGGUUCACAUCACAGGCACUGAGUGAAUUCUGGCUGAGUGUAGAGAAGCAGUAUCCACUCUUAGGACAAAAGGCUAUACGCAUUCUUCUUCCUUUUGCAACAUCAUAUCUCUGUGAGACCGGCUUCUCUGCUGUUGCUGCACUGAAGACCAAGUACAGGUCCCAGCUAAACACUGAGCAUUGAGUUGCAGUAUCAUGCUUCAAGCCCCGCUUCGAAAAGCUGUGCACUGCAAAACAUGCUCAUUGUAGCCAUUAAUCCUGACUUCCUCAUAUUGAUAAAAAAAAAAAACAGCACAAAUUGUUUUAUUCAUUUGUUGCUGUUUGUUUUGUAGGUUAAAGUAUUUUAUAUAUUCUGCUCCUGAGUGUAUGUUGCUGAUCAAUUUGAAUUUAUUAUGAAUUGAUUUUAUUUAAUUUUAUUUUUCAGUAUCAAAUGGAAGUCGGUCAAGAAAUGUUUAUAGUUUGAACAAGGAUUGCAUUUCUUUUUCAAUUUCAAGCAAAUUGAUGCACUUUAAAUCUUUUCUGUUACAGACUAAAAAAUAAUGUUAAUAAAGUUAUUCUUUGUCAUAAGUUGAU
This is a messenger RNA of Chelmon rostratus (copperband butterflyfish), 6413 nucleotides long. RefSeq names its product C-X-C chemokine receptor type 3-like. Gene Ontology annotation, cellular component: membrane. Lineage: Eukaryota; Metazoa; Chordata; Actinopteri; Chaetodontiformes; Chaetodontidae. Gene Ontology annotation, biological process: chemotaxis; regulation of leukocyte migration; G protein-coupled receptor signaling pathway. The transcript is spliced from 2 exons. Gene Ontology annotation, molecular function: C-X-C chemokine receptor activity. The coding region runs from base 392 to 1606 and encodes 404 amino acids. The record is from RefSeq and is a predicted model, not a curated record.